AUGAGGUCUAAGUGGAGGACUUUCAGAACAAGGUUUAAAGAGCUGCAAGUGCUGCGGGAAGAGGCAGCUCUCUCCGGCUCUCCUCAACUCCGGCUCUCCUCAACUCCGGCUCUCCUCAACUCCGGCUCUCCUCAACUCCGGCUCUCCUCAGCUCCGGCUCUCCUCAACUCCGGCUCUCCUCAACUCCGGCUCUCCGGUCCGGCUUUCCGAGAUGAUUCAAAGAUGCAGAUCGUCCUGGACUCUUGCCAACCACGACAUCCUCCCUCCCUCCCCUCCUUCUCUCCCCUUCUCCCCUCAGGCCACGACUCCAGUGAGUAA
This is a messenger RNA of Knipowitschia caucasica, 318 nucleotides long. Lineage: Eukaryota; Metazoa; Chordata; Actinopteri; Gobiiformes; Gobiidae. The record is from the annotation of a GenBank genome assembly.